Molecule: messenger RNA, 2180 nt
Organism: Aspergillus steynii IBT 23096
Lineage: Eukaryota; Fungi; Ascomycota; Eurotiomycetes; Eurotiales; Aspergillaceae
Product: putative GTPase NOG2
Exons: 3
Coding region: 83-1774 (563 amino acids)
Cellular component (GO): nucleolus
Molecular function (GO): GTP binding
Source: RefSeq, a predicted model, not a curated record
GCGCUCCGCCACUUUUUUUUUUCUACCCAUUAAUUCUUUCCCCUAUUUUAAAAAUUCUCUCUCGUAGAGAGUAGGAUUCAUCAUGGGUACCGGAAAGAAAGAAGCCACUCGUAAAGAGCGGCAGGGGAAGGUUGGCGAUGGCAUGGGCAAUGUCAAGGUCAAGGGUGAAAAUUUUUACAGAGAUGCGAAGAAGUUGAGGACUUUGAACAUGUUCAAAGAUGGCAAAGCCCAACAUGACGCUGCUGGAAAUGUCACCAAGGCCGCCUCCUACCAAUCCAGAGAUGCCCCCGUUGCUAGGAUCGAACCUCACCGUAAAUGGUUUGGUAACACUCGAGUAAUCUCUCAAGAGGCUUUGACCUCGUUCCGGGAUGCAGUUGCCGAGCGUGCUUCCGAUCCUUACCAGGUUCUCCUCAAGACCAAUAAGCUCCCCAUGAGUCUGAUCAGAGACGGUCAAGGCGUCAAUGGGCUGAAACAGCACGAAGCGAAAAUGGCUAUUGAGACGUCGCCGUACAGUGACACCUUUGGGCCCAAGGCUCAGAGGAAACGGGUCAAGCUUGGUGUGUCGUCGCUCGAGGAUCUGGCUGGCGAGACGUCCAAGAAGCACGAUGCCUACAUCGAGAAGAACGACCAGGGCCUCCAUGAAGAUGGAACCCCUAUUGUUUCGGGAGACACGAACCAGGAGGAUCCUAUGCUUGGUGAACACGCUAUCUCUCGUGAAGCUGUCUUCCUGAAGGGUCAAAGUAAGCGAAUCUGGAACGAGUUGUAUAAGGUCAUCGAUUCGUCAGAUGUUGUCAUUCAUGCACUCGAUGCGCGUGAUCCUGAGGGUACUCGCUGCCGAAGCAUCGAGAAGUAUAUCCGCGAGGAGGCUCCUCAUAAGCACUUGAUCUUCGUGCUCAACAAGUGCGAUCUUGUACCUACGGGUGUAGCGGCUGCUUGGGUUCGUCAUCUGUCUAAAGACCACCCGACUCUCGCGUUCCAUGCUUCGAUCAACAAUUCGUUCGGUAAGGGGUCUUUGAUCCAGCUUCUGAGACAAUUCUCCUCUCUCCAUACCGAUCGUAAGCAGAUUGCAGUUGGUUUCAUUGGAUACCCCAACACGGGCAAGUCCUCUAUCAUCAACACUCUGCGCAAGAAGAAGGUGUGCACUGUGGCCCCUAUUCCUGGUGAAACCAAGGUUUGGCAGUACAUUACCUUGAUGAAGCGCAUCUACCUCAUUGAUUGCCCUGGUGUGGUUCCACCAAACCAAAACGACACCCCCGAAGACAUUCUGCUCCGAGGUGUUGUUCGAGUGGAGAAUGUGGAAAACCCCGAACAGUACAUGCCUGCUAUCCUGAAGCGGGUCCAGCCGAAGCACCUCGAGCGUACGUAUGGUGUCAAGAAUGCCGAGGACCCCAUCGAGUUCUUGAGUAUUCUUGCCCGUAAGGGUGGCCGUCUUCUUCGCGGAGGAGAGCCAGAUCUUGAUGGUGUUGCCAAGAUGGUCAUCAAUGAUUUCCUGAGAGGCAAGCUCCCGUGGUACACUCCUCCUCCUUACACCCCUGCCGAGGGUGCUGAGGGCGAGAAGAUCGAAGGCCGUGAAGGCAGACUCGGAGAGAUGGGCCGGAAGAGAAAGCUUGACGAGACCACGCUGGAGGGCGCUGAGAAAUCAAAGAAAGCCUCUGACAAGCCAGCUUCUGCGGCCGAGGACGAUUUCGAGGGCUUCGACGACAGCGAUGACGAGAAUGACUCGAUUGCCAACCUCGAAAUCAGUGAUGAAGAAAGUGGAGAAGAGAACGACUGAGCUGCGACUUCUGCCGUCGACCAGUCAAUCAUUUGCAACGCAAAGCACACCAAGAUGGACGCAGUUCCUCUCGUGCCGUGAACCGGCAUCAUCCUGGGCGCCCGCCAUCGUUCUUUGACAUGGAUCGUCUUCAACCCGUGAAGCCAAAUCUAUUCUCGGGCUGCAGACUCUCGGAUCCCCCGAAAACCAAGGGGUCGAGAACACCAGGCAAACAAAGCGUCGAUCCAGUCGUGGCAUCCCACGACAUCGGUUGGGCAUGCCAACUACUAGGUUACAGUCUAGGUGCAUAUAGUGGCUCCAGCCCCGAGGGGUGGACUCCUCCAUUCGAGAGUUGUCCCUCCAUACUCUUCAUUAGAUACCCACCCAUUUUUAGCAGAUAGAAGAAUGCAAUUCGAUUACAAUUGUC